This is a messenger RNA of Cyprinodon variegatus (sheepshead minnow), 771 nucleotides long. RefSeq names its product ribosomal protein L10a (gene rpl10a). Gene Ontology annotation, molecular function: RNA binding; structural constituent of ribosome. Bases 81 to 731 code for a protein of 216 amino acids. NCBI's taxonomy places the organism in Eukaryota, Metazoa, Chordata, Actinopteri, Cyprinodontiformes, Cyprinodontidae. Gene Ontology annotation, biological process: translation. Gene Ontology annotation, cellular component: large ribosomal subunit. The transcript has 6 exons. The record is from RefSeq and is a predicted model, not a curated record.
GUAGCGCGCCUAUAAUUUGCGUAACUUCCGCCUGCACUUCCUUUUCCAGCGUAGCACGACGAAGGGAGCAAGCUGCUAAAAUGAGCAAGGUUUCCAGGGAUACGUUGUAUGAGGCUGUGAAGGAGGUCCUGCAGGGCUCCUUAGCCAAGCCCAGGAAGUUUACGGAGAGUGUGGAGCUGCAGAUCAGCCUUAAAAACUACGAUCCCCAGAAAGACAAGCGUUUCUCCGGCACUGUCAGGCUGAAGACCCUCCCCAGGCCAAAGUUCUCUGUGUGCGUCCUGGGAGACCAGCAGCACUGCGAUGAAGCCAAGGCUGCAGAUCUCCCCCACAUGGACAUUGAGGCUCUCAAAAAGCUGAACAAAAACAAGAAGCUGGUCAAGAAACUUGCAAAGAAGUAUGACGCCUUCCUGGCCUCUGAGUCUCUGAUCAAGCAGAUUCCUCGUAUCCUGGGUCCUGGUCUGAACAAGGCUGGCAAGUUCCCUUCCCUGCUCACCCACAAUGAGAACCUGAACACAAAGGUGGAUGAGGUCAAAUCCACCAUCAAGUUCCAGAUGAAGAAGGUGCUCUGUCUGGCUGUGGCUGUUGGACACGUGAAGAUGACUGAAGACGAACUUGUCUACAACAUCCACUUGGCUGUCAACUUCUUGGUGUCUCUGCUGAAGAAGAACUGGCAGAACGUGCGAGCUCUCUACAUUAAGAGCACCAUGGGAAAACCCCAGCGCCUCUAUUAAUCGUUUUUCUAUUAAUAAAAGUGGAGAAACUCCAAACGGU